Leptomonas pyrrhocoris is the source of this 795-nucleotide messenger RNA. RefSeq lists its product as hypothetical. Lineage: Eukaryota; Euglenozoa; Kinetoplastea; Trypanosomatida; Trypanosomatidae. The record is from RefSeq and is a predicted model, not a curated record. The transcript has a single exon. The coding region runs from base 1 to 795 and encodes 264 amino acids.
AUGCUUCUCAGUGUUUUGUUUUGUUUUUUGUUUUUAUUCUUAACUAUUUUUUUUUCUUGGUUUUUUCUUGAGUUUUUGCGACAACAGAAGAUGUAUCUUUUCAUGUUUUGGGUCUGCCUUUUCUUUUUGUUUGUAUGGAUGAUCUCUUUUCUUUUCUUUCUCUCUCUCUCUCUCUCUUUCUCUCUGUUGUGGCUGUGGUGGUGGUUGUGUUGUUUUAACGUCUCCGAAGAGUCCGUGAGAGUUUCCGUGUUGUGCCCCCCUUUGGCGUUUUCGGAGUUUCUUUCUUCUUUAUAUAAACAGUUUUUUUGUUUUUACUUGAAUGCGCGUGUAUGUGUGUGUGUGUGUGUGUUUUUUUUGACUCGGGAACUGGGUUUCUGUAUUCGGUGCCUUUUCCUACUUUCUUUUUGGGGGGUUGCUGACUGGAGAAUUUCAAAGUGGAUUACACAUGUUUUUGUUUGGUUUCUUCCACUGUUUGUGUAUCCGCGAUGUCUCUGUGAGCUUUUUAAAUUUGUUUUGCUUUUUACUACGUGCUUUCCUCUACGCGAUGCACACAUCUAUUGUUUUUUUUUUGUUUUUUUUUCCAUUAUCGUUUCUAAUAGCUUUUUCGGCCCUCGUGAGCCGCUCCUUUUUCUUGCCUUCAUCUUCUUUUAUUUUCUUUCUUUCUUCUCUCUCUCUCUCUCUCUCUCUCUGUUCCUCCGCUCGGCGAUCGUGUCGCGAGGUUGUGCACCGUGCAGUGCGUGGUCGCUCUCUCUCUCCCGCCACCUCACCACUUUCACUCAAGCAGGCAAUGUAUAG